Setaria italica (foxtail millet) is the source of this 1995-nucleotide messenger RNA. Its product is annotated as fasciclin-like arabinogalactan protein 3. The record is from RefSeq and is a predicted model, not a curated record. NCBI's taxonomy places the organism in Eukaryota, Viridiplantae, Streptophyta, Magnoliopsida, Poales, Poaceae. The transcript has a single exon. Gene Ontology annotation, cellular component: plasma membrane. The coding region runs from base 31 to 918 and encodes 295 amino acids.
CCACAAACUUCGGUGAAUCAGGCAGCAGCCAUGGCAUCGCGUCUGCCCCCCAUUGCGCUCCUCCUCGUCCUUGCCGGCCUCACCUCGCCGGCGGCGGCCUUCAACAUCACGAGGCUUCUCGGCGAGUUCCCCGAUUUCACCACCUUCAACAACCUCCUGUCGCAGGCGAAGCUCGCCGAUGACAUCAAUCGCCGGCAGACCAUCACCGUGCUCGCCGUUGACAACGGCGCCGCGGGCGGCAUCUCCUCCCUCCCCUCCGACGUGCAGCGCAAGGUGCUCUCCAUGCACGUCGUCCUCGACUACUACGACACGGCCAAGCUCGGGGCCAUCAAGAACCACACCACCCUGCUGACCACCAUGUUCCAGUCCUCCGGCCAGGCCACCGACCGCAUGGGAUUCCUCAACUUCACCAAACGCUCCGACGGCACCAUGGUGUUCGGCUCCGCCGAGCCCGGCGCGCCCAAGAACUCCCAGAUGGUCAAGUCCGUCGCCUCCCGCCCGUACAACAUCUCCGUGCUGCAGGUCAGCGCCCCCAUCGUGCCGCCCGGCGUCGGCGGCUCCGCGGACGCCGGCGCGCCACCCCCGCACAAGGCCACGGCGCUCGCUCCGGCGCCUGCGGCCAAGGGAAAGAAGGGAGCUCCGUCGCCCAAGGAUGAGGAGACCCCUGCUCCGGCACCGUCCGACGACGACGGCGGCGCCGACGCACCUGAUGCCGACGCGCCUGGCCCGGCUGCCGAUGGGCCGGCGGCUGAUGGCCCCACGGCGGAUGGUCCGGGGGCAGACGGCCCGGCGGCCGACGCGCCGGCGCAUAAGAAGAGCAGCGACGACGCGGCUGACGCGCCCGAGGGCUCAGCCGCCGGCAGGGUAGUGGCCGGUGCGGGUCUCGGAAUCGUGGCGCUUCUGAUGGCGAUCAUUUGACGGUGACUAAUGCGCUGGAAAUUACGUGGAAGGGAGUUGCGCUCGCGCUCCCCCGUGCUCGACUAAUGUAACCAACAACCUCCCUCCUCCCUCCUAUUUUCUGUGUUAAAUCUGUUGAGCCUACUUAUGAUGUUAUAUGUAGUAGUAAUCAUGUAUGCAGAUAGUCCUAAAUUGAUUUGAAUUGGAAUAUUCGAACCAUAUGAGAACGAGUCUCGACCCUGAUCGCGAGGGAUCAUACUAUCACUACUGGAAAACUGAGCAUUCGUCGAUGGCGUUAGUACCAGCUGGCUUUUGGUUCGGUACUAAUGCGUGGAAUUAAUACCAGUCGUCAUGCAUAGUACCACAGGAGCCCCUUUAGUACCAGUUGGGGGUCUUAGCCGGUACUAAAUAGUGGCAUAGGGACCGGGUGGCCAACGGCUAAAUUCUCCUAAAAGUCAAUCAGUACCGGUUGGUAAGUUAAGCCGGUACUAAAUGGUGUUCAUACAUGUUAAUAUCGGUGAGAACCUCCAAUCGGCACCAUUUAGUAUCGGAUUGACCAACGUACCGGUACUAACGUACACCCUAUAAAUCAUGUUGUUUCUUCCUCCCCGAGCCCGAGCUCAGCUCCACCAUUUGACUGAGAGCUCGGGCUUCUUCACUCCCAUGAUGACCUAGAGGAGGUGCUGCCCGUUUUUUCACUAUUUGUGGGAUUUCACUCAUCCAAUUGUUUUAAAGGUUAGCAACUUCAUCCUCCCUCCUCUUAUGAUUAGUAUUUUAUGUUUCAUGCUUUGUAGCUAGAGAAAUUUAUGAUUUUUUAGAACGAGAAUAAUCUAGAAUUUUUUAUUUAUACAUGCACGGAGAAUGAAGAUUUUUUACUUAUAAGGAUAGAGGGAAAUUAGAGUUCAAAUAAAUAUAAUUUUGUUCUUCAUAAUACUAAUAUCAUACUAAUGUCGUAUCGUCGUAUUUAAAAAUAAAAGUGUGUUGGAUAUUGAGAAAUUCGUAUUGGAUAUUGAGAAAUAUAUUUGCCUAAUUACUUUUUAGUAGCAUCUUGGAUGAGAAAUUUAGUUUUAUACGAAACAAAAAUAAUAAACUAAUUUU